CAUACAAAAGGGGGACGGCUCUCCGCGUUGCAAUCUUCCCUGGCAAUAACUUGCAAGCCGCAGACAGCUUAGGAGGCGCAGAGUGGAAGGGACGGUUCGGUUGGUGCAGAGCUGUCUUACACAUUACACACAUCAGAAAGGGGGAGAAGGUGGGGAAACUCAUCAGCUGUGUCUCAACUGGAACUGCACCCGAUCAUGGUGAGAAGGAACCUAGCCGACUGAGAUAUAGUGUAGACUCUGAAGACAUUUCCUUUGAACAAACAGCUUCAAAAAUGGCUGAAGGAACAAAUCCGAUCGCAGCAAACUAUUCGUGGAACAUGUCCUGCCCGUCGAUUGAUGAUUUCCGGAAUCAAGUGUAUUCGACAGUAUACUCCCUGGUCUUUGUGGUGGGCUUGUCAGGAAAUGCCUUUGCUCUGUUUGUACUGGUGAGAACGUUCAAGCAGCGAACAGCCUUCAACAUCUAUAUGCUCAACCUGGCAGUGUCGGACAUGCUGUGUGUUUGCACCUUGCCCUUACGUGUGGUUUAUUACGCUUUCAAGGGCAGGUGGAUCUUUGGGGACUUUUUGUGCAGAAUCAGCUCUUACUCUCUCUAUGUCAAUCUGUACUGCAGCAUUUUCUUCAUGACCGCCAUGAGCUUCAAUCGUUUCCUGGCCAUUGUGUUCCCUGUUAAGAACCUGAAAAUAGUCAAUGUUAAGAAGGCCAAGAUAGUUUGUGCUGUGAUAUGGAUUUUUGUCACUGUUACCAGCAGUCCGUUCCUUUUGUCAGGCUCCCACAAAGAAGGAAACAAAACAAAGUGCUUUGAACCACCGGCUGGUAAGCAUAAACAAGGCCUGAAAAGCCUGUUGAUAAUGAACUAUAUUUCGCUGGUUUUAGGCUUCAUCCUGCCAUUUCUCAUCAUUCUUGUCUGUUACACCUUCAUUGUGAGGGCACUAUUGAAAAGCACAGCAGCCAUUCACAAGAAGAAAGCAUCGCGCCAAAGAGCAGUGCAUUUGAUCAUCAUUGUGCUGGGUGCUUUCCUGAUCAGCUUUAUGCCCUAUCACAUCCAACGUACAGUGCACCUGCAUUCCCUGCUGCAAAGCAACAGGAACUGUGAUGGAAUUGUUUACAUGCAAAAGUCUGUGGUGGUCACACUCUGUCUGGCAGCUGCCAAUACCUGCUUUGAUCCACUCUUGUACUUCUUCUCUGGAGAGAACUUUAGACGGAGACUGACCAGUUCCUUCACGAGGAAGUCAUCCGUAUCCAGCAAUCAGCUGUCAAACAAGAGGAAACGCUCAUUAAUGCGCGUUGAACAAGACAAAUCAGAUGAAGAUUCUUUCAGCCCUGCUCGGGCAAAUGGAAGCAUGAGCAAGUGAAUCUAAAGCUGUCGUGAUACAGAAUACACAGAAAGGAACUGAGCCUUUCAAGUGUGCAGUAACCUUUGCCCGAGUAGUGUUGCUAUCACACAAAGCAUAUAGAAACCAAAAUUCACAUAAAUGCAGAGAUUCAAUCUGUAGAAAUUGAAUGUAAAGCACACUUUCUGAUUAUAGAGUUCUUGUAGGUUUUUCAAAACUGUGCAGUAAUUCAUUGCAGUGUUCAAAAGAUGGCUCAUCACCAUGAGAAAGCCUUUUUGUUGUGCUUGGUUUACAAACAUAUAUAAUUAUGAAAUCUAUCUGAAAGGCAUUUGACGAUGAGUGAAGUGGAUAGUUUGUGUAUAAAUCACUGGUCAAGUUAUCAUAGCUUUGCAAUGGACCUUAUUUGUUUUCGAUUAUGUGAUUUAGAUAUCCAUGUUAGGGUAAUGAACACAGUGUCCAAAUACUUCAACGUUAUUUCUUCGGAAAAAGGUUGAAAGGGGAUAAAAUCCAAUUCUUUAAACUUCUGAGAAGUCUCUGAGAGACUCAAAGCUACCUAGGAUGUUGAGGAUGAAAUAGAGGGCAUUUGUUUAAGGUUCACAAACCUCCACGUAGGAUGCGAAGAGUUAGUUCUUAUCUUUGAAACAAGAAAAAUGAACCAUUGAAAAAACCUUUUAGAUACAUCUGGGGAGGUCCCCAGUUGACAGUGUGUUUCAACAUUACAGGGUUAAUUGUGAAUGAUUGGAGGUCAGAUGGACAAGUGAAAGAUUAUGAUCCCAUUAGGGAUCAACAGUUAAAAUCAGUCAGUCGAUACUACACACAGCAAAAAGCUCCCAAAUUGAAUCAUUUUUCUGUGUUGAAGUUUCUGAUCUCAGCCAAGGUAGUCAUUGAAUGUUAACAAUUGACAUCAGCUGCCUAUUCAUCAAUGUCUGCUGGGAUGUACAUAUUCAGUCACUACUUUAAUGCUCCCUUAAAAAGUCAGAACUCUGCUGACACUUUGACUUGAAUUGUUUCCAGUCAGGUGGCUGUUGGAGAACAUCAGUCACCCAUUCAGAUGAGCAAGAACAUAGUAUAAUAUGCUUGAGAGAGAGAAGUGACAUGACAAAGAAUAACAGAGAUAAAGAAAAGGACAUUAAUAAUUGCCAGAAGAAGUGCCUUGAAUUUUCAAAUGCUUUUUCUCCUUUAGUGCUUUCUUGACAUUUUAAAAACCAAGGUCUAUUUUGUUGAGAUGCAAAAUUUAAGUUUAGUGAUAAUCAGGUAUUAAGUGUAUGAUUUCAUCACAAUGUGUGUGACAGUUUUGUUUAUUUUUCAUAAAGAAGAUAAAUCUUGUUUAACCAUGCAUUCACAUAAAUAUACUGCCAAAACAGGUGGAUUAAAGUAGAUUUGUAAGUUACUUCCCAUGUUUUGUACUUCAGUGGGAAGUUAUGCUUAUUGAAAUAAAAAUUUUCCAAAGUAAA
Molecule: messenger RNA, 2785 nt
Organism: Chiloscyllium plagiosum (whitespotted bambooshark)
Lineage: Eukaryota; Metazoa; Chordata; Chondrichthyes; Orectolobiformes; Hemiscylliidae
Product: cysteinyl leukotriene receptor 1-like
Biological process (GO): G protein-coupled receptor signaling pathway
Cellular component (GO): plasma membrane
Molecular function (GO): leukotriene receptor activity
Source: RefSeq, a predicted model, not a curated record